Messenger RNA from Closterium sp. NIES-65, 1246 nucleotides. The record is from the annotation of a GenBank genome assembly. NCBI's taxonomy places the organism in Eukaryota, Viridiplantae, Streptophyta, Zygnematophyceae, Desmidiales, Closteriaceae.
AUGGCGCGGUUGAGUGGCGGUGCGCUCGUGGCGGCGAUGCUGCUCGCCGCCCUCGUGCCUGGCAGUCGCUGCGCUUCCGCGCAAAAGAGCAACCUCUUAGGCGAGGUGAUGGGGGAGUUGGCAGCGGAGUGGGCCAACAGCAAGCUAGCGUCGCUGACAUGCCAGACCGCCCCGGACGUGCUCCUGUGCAACGACCAGGGCCAAGUGGUCUCCAUGCAGCUGGACGGAGUAGUGAAUCCAUUGACGGGCGGGGGGGAUACGGUUCGGCUCCCCACCAUACCUGCGCAAAUCGGCAACCUCACCACCCUCACCUACCUGAGCAUGGCAAGCAAUUUUCUCGCGGGCACUGUGCCAGAGUCAUUCAGCAACCUCGUUCAGCUGCAGUUACUGGACCUGAGCGCCAACGUGAUAAGGAAGCCCAUCGAUGCCAUCAUGACCCUCACUGCUCUCACCUUCCUGAACGUGAGCUACAACGACAUCAGGGCACCACUGUCGCCAGGCAUAGCCAACCUGCAACAACUAGUAACCCUGGACACUUCGGGCAACAGCUUGACAGAGGUGCACGGCCUCUCCACCCUCACCAACCUGCAAUCCCUGGUCAUUCAGGAGUGCGACAUAGGCCCUGCGUCUCUAACGAUCUUCGCCCCAUUGAAAGCCUUACAGGACUUGGUCCUGUACAACAACUCGUUUGAAGGCUCUCUUAGUGCCCUCUCAACACUCAAUAGCCUACAGCACCUUAACUUGGCCUACAACAACGUAGGACCAGACGUACCAACCUCCUUAUCCCGCCUCUCCAAGCUCUCCUACCUCGACCUUUCAUCUACUCUCCUGAGUGGCCCUAUCGAGCCGCUCACAACCCUCCCUGCACUGAAAGGCCUGUUCUUAUUCAACACCGCUGCCUCAGGCUCUUUUCCUGCGUCCAUCUCACGCCUUUCUCACCUCACCAUGCUGGUGAUCAGCAGGACCAACAUCACAGGCACCCUUCCUGCGUCCCUGGGCCAGAUGCGCAGUCUCUCCCACUUUUACCUGGAUUACACAACAAUGGUGGGGUCCAUUCCAGCAUCCCUGGGUAACCUCACUGGCCUUCAGGAUAUCUCGUUCCAGCCCAUCAGCAACACGGUGGGGCCUAGGUGCGGCAAGGGGGGGGCGUGCGUGGUGAAUCAGACUGCAGAGUCCGCCUUCUGCAACUCCUGCCUGGACUUCUGCAUCUCCUGCUCGCCGCCGGGCCUCUGUGCUGGCUGCAAAG